This is a messenger RNA of Megalops cyprinoides (Indo-Pacific tarpon), 5143 nucleotides long. Its product is annotated as protocadherin-9. The transcript is spliced from 5 exons. The record is from RefSeq and is a predicted model, not a curated record. Gene Ontology annotation, molecular function: calcium ion binding. Gene Ontology annotation, biological process: homophilic cell-cell adhesion. NCBI's taxonomy places the organism in Eukaryota, Metazoa, Chordata, Actinopteri, Elopiformes, Megalopidae. The coding region runs from base 835 to 4539 and encodes 1234 amino acids. Gene Ontology annotation, cellular component: plasma membrane.
AGGGGAGCGAGAGCAAAGAAAAAAGGCAUCCCCACUCCUAGUCAUACUAUUAGUUUAUAUGGACAUGGUGCCUGUUAUCACGUAAGAAACCAGAUGAGACGUACCCUGUAACACUUUGAAGAUUGUGGAGGAAAAAAAAUCCUAAUUUGACACAAAUAAGGGCAUCGCUGACGGUUGAGGAAAACCUGGACCACAGUGAACUAAGAAAUCUUUUUUUUUCUGUACCAGGAAAAGUACGGCGCUCGGCUAUGUUGCCAUUAACAGUAAAACAGGUUGCACGGUGAGAGUAACUGCGCUCUGUUCUGAUGCGGAAUAACUGCAUGGACCCUCUUGUCCACAGGAACAUAACGUGUGUGCGGAUCACCUGAUUCUGUUUGUUGAAGAGGAUUGCAGACAGCCGCAGUACGUGUGUUCUUCUGAGAAUUCCUAACAGCAGAGUUAGAUGGCAAAACCCAGUAUUUAAUUGAUAGACGGUGCGCUGCCAUCUCAACCAACAUUUAUCUUCCCCACCGUUGCUCUCUUUUGGAACACAACAUGCAUUUUUACUCGUGAAUAACACGCAAGUGCGCCUUGAUCUCAUCAGAUAUCUUUAUUUUGGAGUAAUUCAACAGUCUUUUUUGUUUGUUGAACGAGAGGGAUUUUAUCAAAGAUGUGCGACUGCAAUAAUCGGCAAAAGAAACCACACGCGCGCUAACACAGCCUUCAGUGGAAACCGGAGGAUUGUGUAGGCUGCUACUUGCCUACGAAUGCAAGGUUUUGUGAAUCCUGCAGUCUAGCUACAUUGCAUGGGGAAAACAAUUUGAAAUCGAAGUGGAAAAGAAUUACACCACUGCCAUGGACCUCAAAGAUUUUUACCUGUUGGCCGCUCUGGUCGCCUGCUUUUGGUUAGAUCCUGCUAUAGCCCAAGAGCUGAUCUACCCUAUUAGAGAAGAGCUGCAAGAAAACGUUCUCAUUGGAAACAUACCAAAGGAUCUGAACAUUUCCCAUACAAAUGCUGCAACUGGAACAAGCGCUAAUCUGGUUUAUAGGCUGGUUUCAAAAGCUGGAGAUAAACCUUUACUCAGAGUUUUAAGCAGUACUGGGGAAAUUUUUACAACUUCGAACCGGAUCGACAGGGAGAAACUCUGUCCUGGUCCCUCCUAUGAGGAAAAUGAAUGCUCUUUUGAGAUUGAGGUGGUCAUCCUGCCAAACGAUUAUUUCAGACUGAUUAAAAUUAAAAUAAUCGUAAAGGACACUAAUGACAAUGCCCCCAUGUUUCCAUCUCCGGUUAUAAACAUCUCCAUCCCAGAGAACACUAUAAUUAAUAGUCGCUUUGCCAUUCCCUCAGCCACUGACCCAGACACCGGCUUUAACAGCGUGCAGCACUAUGAGCUGGUGAAUGGGCAGAGCGCCUUUGGGCUGGACAUCGUAGAAACACCGGAGGGGGAGAAGUGGCCCCAGCUGAUUGUACAGCAGAACUUAGACAGGGAACAGAAAGACACCUACGUGAUGAAGGUUAAGGUGGAAGAUGGGGGCAACCCCCAAAAGUCCAGCACCGCUAUCCUGCAGGUCACGGUUACUGAUGUGAAUGACAACAGACCGGUUUUUAAAGAGAACCAGAUCGAGGUCCACAUUCCGGAGAAUUCCCCUGUAGGGACGUCUGUGGUGCAGCUGCAAGCCACAGACGCAGACGUGGGGCCCAAUGCUGAUAUCAGAUAUGUCUUUGGUACCCAGGUUUCUCCCGCUACUAAAAGACUUUUUGCAUUAAACUCCACCACCGGUCUUAUAAAAGUACAGCAGCCUCUAGACAGAGAGGAAACUGCCAUUCACAAGCUGACAGUGCUCGCCAGCGAUGGCAGUUCAAGUCCGGCCAGAGCUACUGUAACUAUCAAUGUGACAGAUGUGAAUGACAAUCCUCCUAACAUAGACCUGAGAUACAUUAUCAGUCCCAUUAAUGGCACAGUUUUCCUAUCGGAAAAAGAUCCCAUUAAUACAAAGAUUGCUCUGAUCACAGUGUCUGAUAAAGACACAGAUGUCAAUGGUAAAGUGAUUUGCUUUAUUGAAAAGGAUGUCCCCUUCCACCUAAAAGCAGUUUAUGACAACCAGUACCUUUUAGAGACUUCUGCACUACUCGAUUACGAGGGCACCAAAGAAUACAUCUUUAAAAUUGUAGCCUCCGACUCCGGCAAACCGAGCCUAAAUCAGACAGCUUUGGUCAGAGUGAAGCUGGAGGAUGAGAACGACAACCCUCCCAUUUUUAGUCAGCCUGUAAUCGAGUUGGCAGUGAUGGAGAACAAUAAACGGGGUUUGUUCCUCACCACUAUCACCGCUACAGAUGAGGACAGCGGAAAGAACGCAGAGAUAGUUUACCAGCUGGGACCCAACGCCUCUUUCUUUGACUUGGAUCGUAAAACGGGGGUGUUAACGGCUUCCAGAGUUUUCGACAGAGAGGAGCAGGACAGAUUCCUUUUCACGGUGACGGCGAGAGACAAUGGGACCCCCCCACUCCAAAGCCAGGCAGCCGUAAUUGUCACCAUUCAGGACGAGAACGAUAACAGCCCCAAGUUCACCCACAACCACUUCCAGUUUUACGUGUCGGAGAACCUACCAAAGGACAGCACAGUCGGCGUCAUCACCGUCACGGACGCAGAUGCAGGGGAGAACGCAGCUGUGACUCUCUCCAUAAUGAGCGAUAAUGAAAACUUUAUUCUGGAUCCAUACUCUGGAGUUAUAAAGUCCAAUGUUUCCUUUGACAGAGAGCAGCAGAGCUCCUACACCUUUGAUGUCCGAGCUGUGGACAGUGGACAGCCCCCAUGCUCCUCGGCUGCCAAGGUGACUAUAAAUGUCAUGGAUGUCAAUGACAACACCCCUGUGGUCAUCUAUCCCCCAUCUAACACAUCCUUCAAGUUGGUUCCCCUCUCUGCUAUUCCAGGGUCUGUAGUCGCAGAGGUCUUUGCGGUAGAUGGUGACACAGAAAUGAAUGCAGAGCUUAAGUACACCAUUUUGAGUGGCAACAGCAAAGGCUUGUUUAGGAUCGACCCUGUGACUGGCAACAUUACGCUUGAGGAGAAGCCGACCGCUCUCGACAUUGGGCUUCAUCGGCUGGUGGUCAACAUCAGUGACCUGGGUUACCCCAAAUCCUUGCACACUUUGGUCCUUGUGUUUCUGUUUGUUAAUGACACUGUGGGCAAUGCCAGCUAUGUGUAUGACCUCAUCCGCCGGACAAUGGAGACCCCUUUGGACAGAACCAUCGAUGAGAGCGACAAGACCUAUCAGAACGGGGACUACUUGACGAUCAUGAUUGCCAUAGUGGCAGGGGCCAUGGUGGUGGUUGUGGUGAUAUUCGUCACCGUGCUGGUGCGCUGCCGCCACGCCUCCAGGUUUAAGGCGGCACAGCGGAAGAAACAAGGGGCCGAGUGGAUGUCCCCGAACCAGGAGAACAAGCAGAACAAGAAGAAGAAGCGAAAGAAAAGGAAGUCGCCCAAGAACUCUCUGCUGAAUUUUGUCACCAUCGAGGAGACCAAGCCCGACGACCCCGUGCACGAGCCCAUUAACGGCACCAUCAGCCUCCCCGCGGAGCUGGAAGAGCAGGGCAUCGGACGCUUUGACUGGAGCACUGCCCCAACAACCACCUUUAAACCCAACAGCCCUGACCUGGCCCGGCACUACAAGUCCGCCUCGCCACAGUCGGCCUUCCACCUCAAGGCCGACACCCCGGUCUCGGUGAAAAAGCACCACGUCAUUCAGGAGCUCCCCCUGGACAACACCUUUGUCGGGGGCUGUGACACCCUGUCCAAGCGGUCGUCCACUAGUUCAGACCACUUCAGUGCCUCGGAGUGCAGUUCCCAAGGAGGGUUCAAGACAAAGGGGUCCAUGCACACCAGACAGGGAACUUUACCCCGGGCCCGAACUGAACUGAAUCCUGAAUAUCUGGACCUCAGAUCCCGGGCCGAGCUGAAUCCAGAAUACUGGACCCCGUGCACACCCCUAUCGCAGCGGCGUGUAACGUUUCACCUGCCUGACGGUUCCCAGGAAAGCUGCAGUGACAGUGGUCUGGGGGACCACGAGCCCGCGUGCAGCGGAGCGCUCCUCUCACACCCUCUCCCUCUGGUUCAGCCGCAGGACGAGUUCUACGAACAGGCCUCCCCCGACAAGCGGACCGAAGCCGACGGCAACUCUGAUCCCAACUCCGAUGGACCUCUUGGACCCAGAGGACUAGUGGAAGCCACGGAGAUGUGCACCCAAGAAUGCCUGGUGCUGGGCCACUCCGAUAACUGUUGGAUGCCACCCAGUCUGGGGACUUACCAGCAGCCCAAGUCCCCAGUGUCCACCUUCUCGAGCCAGAAGGAGUGGGUUAAAGACAAACUGCUGAAUGGCCACACACUUAGCAGAACCUGGAAAAGCGAUGGCAACCGGGACAAGUGCGUGGACAGGAAGCAGUUUGGGAGUGCUGAAGGACAAUUCAACACAACCGGUCACAUGACAGACAUUCCGUUGGCUAGCCUGAAAUCCUACAAAGAGGCCUCUGGGAUGGAUAGUCCAAAGGAGCAGCAGUUAUAAAAGAAGCUUUGCUGACGACAUCUGCCAGGCAUCGCCGGUCUUUACAGCUUUUUAUUUAGACUGACGCUACUGCUAUGUGAAAGUUAACAUGUACCAAGUAGGUCUCUAGAUGUGUGCUUUUUGCAGGAAGUAUACUGUACAAUUUUACUUUAUGUUGCCACCACAGAUGGCAAUUUGCAAAACUCUACAGCACUGGUUUUUGAUUAUUAAUUCAUGUUAAUAUCCAGAGACUCACAGAAAGCUCUGAUUUAUCAGUACCUCUUGUGUACUCCACCUCCAAUGAAAUAAAGGCUUUUCAGAAAAAAAUAUUAACAAUAAAGAAAAAAUGGAAUUCAUAUAUUUAAAUAGUUUAAAUAAUGGAGAUAUUAUGGCUGACCAAUAUAUACAAAUACUGUGACGUGGUUGUUAUUGAGCUGUUUUGGGACUAUAUUAAUCAACACCAUCAAAGAAAAUGGAAUUACAAUUAAGAAAGCGUUGUGCUAUCAAAGCUGUUAGUGGACACUUGUUUAGUCUGUCAUCGUUAAAGUGUUUGUAAAUAGGACAAAUUAAUACUAACCAAUUUUGUGUACUUGUAAUAAUCACAUGGAAUAGGACAGUGUUUCAU